AUGUCUCUGUCGUCGUACAUAGUAUGCGCAUUUCUGCUAUUGACACCUAUUAGAGCUUUUUAUUUACCCGGCCUAGCUCCUGUAAAUUAUUGUAAAGCUGGGGACGACAAUGGAAAAUCCUGCAAGGUUGAAAUUCCUCUAUACGUCAAUAGACUGAACACAGAAGAAUCAGUCAUACCAUUUGAAUACCACCACUUUGAUUUUUGUUUAUCCGAUGAAACAAAUUCACCAGUCGAAAAUCUCGGACAAGUGGUGUUUGGUGAAAGGAUAAGACCGAGUCCUUACAAGAUAAAUUUCCUUGAGAAUGUGGAAUGUAAAGCAGUUUGUACUAAAACAUACAAAGGCACCGAUCCCGAAGCGAAUAAGAAAUUAAAUCUAUUAAAAAUGGGAAUGGCUCUUUACUAUCAGCACCAUUGGAUACUUGAUAACAUGCCAGUGACCUGGUGUUACUUAGUUAAUGAAGGCGGGAAGACAUAUUGUAGUACUGGUUUCCCCAUGGGUUGUCAAGUUAGAAGAGAUUUGGAUACUUGCACACCUAUAGUCAUCACAACUCCAAGUCAGUUGGGGACUUACUACUUAUUUAAUCAUGUUGAUUUGGAAAUCACAUACCACAGUGGCAGUCAAGAAGAAUGGGGGGUCGGGUUUGGUGACAAUGGUGGAAGGAUUAUAUCUGCUAAGAUCAAACCAGCAUCAAUCAACCACCAAAAUCCCGAGCAUCCAGACUGCAAGGCACGAAACAGUCCUCUUCAAGUUCCUAAUACUAUUACAGGGGACGAAACCUUUUCUGUUACUUACACUUACAGUGUUAAAUUUAUCAAGAAUAAUACAAUCAAAUGGUCGUCCAGAUGGGAUUACAUACUUGAGUCUAUACCGCAGACUAAUAUCCAAUGGUUUUCUAUCAUGAACUCUUUGGUCAUAGUUCUGUUCCUCAGUGGUAUGGUCGCGAUGAUAUUAUUGAGAACUCUACACAAGGACAUUGCUAGAUAUAACCAGAUGGAAUGCGGAGAGGAUGCUCAGGAGGAGUUUGGUUGGAAGUUAGUUCACGGUGAUGUGUUCAGACCUCCUCGACGAGGUAUGCUGCUGGCUGUGUUCCUUGGAUCAGGGUCGCAGGUAUUUGGUAUGACGCUAGUGACGUUGGCGUUCGCCUGCCUGGGUUUCCUAUCACCAGCUAACCGAGGUGCUUUGAUGACCUGUGCGCUAGUAGCCUGGGUGUUACUGGGCGCGGCCGCUGGGUACGUCAGCGCCCGCGUCUACAAGAGCUUCGGCGGCAGACGGUGGAAAAGUAACAUAUUGCUCACGUCCAUGGUGUGUCCUGGCGUGGUGUUUUCUCUGUUCUUCACCAUGAACCUCAUCUUAUGGGGUAAGGGCUCGUCAGCGGCUGUACCGUUUUCAACGCUGGUGGCCCUGCUCGCGCUGUGGUUCGGUGUCUCUGUACCACUCACAUUCAUUGGAGCAUACUUCGGAUUUAGAAAGAGGAUCUUGGAGCACCCAGUACGCACGAACCAGAUCCCUCGUCAAAUCCCCGAGCAGUCUUUAUACACGCAGCCUCUACCAGGUAUCGUGAUGGGAGGUGUUCUGCCCUUCGGAUGCAUCUUCAUACAGCUGUUCUUCAUCCUCAACUCGCUGUGGUCCAGCCAGAUGUACUACAUGUUCGGUUUCCUAUUCCUGGUGUUCAUGAUCCUAGUCAUCACAUGUUCGGAGACCACCAUCCUCCUCUGCUACUUCCACCUCUGCGCCGAGGACUAUCACUGGUGGUGGCGCGCCUUCCUCAGCUCCGGAUCGACAGCCGGGUAUCUAUUCAUCUACUGCUGUCACUACUUCGUCACCAAACUCAACAUAGACGACGCAGCAUCAACAUUCCUAUACUUCGGCUACACUCUAAUUAUGGUUUUCUUAUUCUUCCUCCUCACUGGAACCAUAGGCUUCAUGGCCUGCUUCUGGUUCGUCAGGAAGAUAUACAGUGUCGUUAAAGUUGAUUAA
This is a messenger RNA of Danaus chrysippus (African queen), 1980 nucleotides long. The record is from the annotation of a GenBank genome assembly. NCBI's taxonomy places the organism in Eukaryota, Metazoa, Arthropoda, Insecta, Lepidoptera, Nymphalidae.